GGAAGAAGAGGAGGAGGAGGAGCGGGAGGAGCGAGAGGAGGCUCGUUCGCUGAUGGUUGAACUGUAAAACGAGGAAACAUGAACACCUGCUCGCUCCUCGCAUCUGAUACGUGACACCACAGCCUGCAGGGAUCAGGGCUUGCUGUCUUCAGGCCAGCGGUAACAGGACAGCCACACUCCGAUCAGACCCAUCAUGGCUGCCAGGCAGCAAAAGCCUGCGACCACCUCAGACGGCACAGCAGAGACCAAGAGGACUGACCUGAGGGCCAAAGAGAAGAAGUGCUCUUGGGCCUCCUACAUGACCAAUUCUCCAACUGUGAUCGUGAUGAUCGGGCUGCCUGCCAGAGGUAAAACAUACAUGUCCAAGAAGCUGACCCGCUACCUCAACUGGAUCGGAGUGCCAACCAAGGUGUUUAAUCUUGGAGUCUACAGGAGAAAAGCAGUGAAAUCAUAUAAGUCCUAUGACUUCUUCAGGCAUGACAACAAAGAAGCGAUGCAAAUCAGAAAACAGUGCGCCAUCGUGGCACUGCAGGACGUCAAGGCCUAUCUGAAUGAAGAGGGAGGCCAGAUCGCUGUGUUUGAUGCCACUAACACUACCAGAGAGAGGAGGGAACUCAUCCUUAACUUUGCAAAGGACAAUGCAUAUAAGGUGUUUUUUGUUGAGUCCGUUUGUGACGACCCAGAUGUCAUUGCAGAAAACAUCAUGGAAGUGAAGGUGUCCAGCCCGGAUUACCCUGAGAGGGACAGAGAAAGCGUCAUGGAGGAUUUUCUGAAGAGAAUCGAAUGUUAUAAAGUCACCUACCAGCCUUUAGAUCCAGACGAACACGACAAGAGCCUGUCCUUCAUCCAGGUCAUCAACGUGGGCCGCCGGUUCCUGGUCAACAGGGUUCAGGACUACAUCCAGAGCAAGAUCGUCUACUACCUCAUGAACAUUACCGUGCACACCCACUCCAUCUACCUCUGUCGCCACGGAGAGAGCCAUCACAACCAGGAGGGACGCAUCGGCGGCGACGCGGAACUGUCCGACCGAGGAAAGCAGUUUGCAGCAGCACUGAAGGGCUUUGUGGAGGAGCACCACCUGUCAGACCUGAAGGUCUGGACCAGCCAGCUGAGACGCACCAUUCAGACAGCGGAGGAGCUCGGCGUUCCCUACGAGCAGUGGAAGAUCCUGAACGAGAUCGAUGCUGGAGUAUGUGAAGAGAUGACCUACAAAAUGAUUGAAGAAAAAUACCCGGAGGAGUUCGCCAUGAGAGACCAGGACAAGUAUCAUUACCGCUACCCAGGAGGAGAGUCGUACCAGGACCUGGUUCAGCGGCUGGAGCCGGUCAUCAUGGAGCUGGAGCGGCAGGGAAACGUGCUGGUCAUCUGUCACCAGGCUGUCAUGCGCUGCCUGCUGGCCUAUUUCUUGGACAAGGGCGCAGAUGAUCUCCCCUACUUGAAGUGUCCCCUGCACACGGUCCUGAAACUCACUCCUGUGGCUUAUGGUUGUAAAGUGGACAUGUUUGACCUGAAGGUGGAGGCCGUCAACACUCACAGGAACCGGCCAUUCAAUAACGUGCGAUCAGACGCCGUGCCGCCGGUUUUCCUCCGGAGGAACAGCUUCACGCCGCUGUCCAGUGAGGACCAGAUCAAACGGCCGCGGCUGUACAGCGCAGGAAACCCUCCGCAUCACUGCGUGUCCCAGGCCCCCACUUUACCCAGCAUGCAGUUCUCUGAGGCAUCUGAGGGAGCGGAACUGUUGGAAAGUGAGGACUCAGUGAACAGCUUCAGCGCUGCAGAAUCGGAGGACUGUGUUCGAAGUUAAAGGAAGCGCGCCGGGAGGAACCUGUCAAGUGGCACCCAGACACUCCACCGUAGUUACUCCAUGCCUUCAUGUUGCCGUUUUAUCUGAACCUUUCCUCCUCAUCGCUCCUGGAAACCGUCGCCUUCAGCCAUUCAAUGUUUUGCGUUAUCUUUAUGCCUUCACAGAGUGUGUGUGUGUUUCAGUUCGUGUGCACAAACAAUCUCUGCCUUCAGAUCCGCGUCACACACUCAAAUCAAAACGUUUGUAGUAGGAGACUCUGGAUUUCGAUCCACUACUGUAUGUAUUCUGAGUAGAUAGUGUUCACUGUGAAUGACAUACCUCAGAUUUUUAGAGCAAGAGAGAGAGAUAGAGAGUGCCUCUGUAGAAGUAAGCCUUAAUUUGUCCUCACAUUGUUUCUUUUCAACACUCCGGUCACACAUUCCAAGGUCAUCUGACGACACGUAGUCAUUAAAGUGUUUAAUACAAUCAAAUGAAGCUGCAAAAUAGUUUGCAGCGGAUUGACGUAAGCUAUAAAAAAAAAAAAAAAAAAAAAAACGGUUUUGUUGUCUAGUCCAAAAACC
This is a messenger RNA of Salarias fasciatus (jewelled blenny), 2364 nucleotides long. RefSeq names its product 6-phosphofructo-2-kinase/fructose-2,6-bisphosphatase 2-like. Gene Ontology annotation, molecular function: fructose-2,6-bisphosphate 2-phosphatase activity; 6-phosphofructo-2-kinase activity; ATP binding. The coding region runs from base 194 to 1804 and encodes 536 amino acids. The transcript is spliced from 16 exons. Gene Ontology annotation, biological process: fructose metabolic process; fructose 2,6-bisphosphate metabolic process. NCBI's taxonomy places the organism in Eukaryota, Metazoa, Chordata, Actinopteri, Blenniiformes, Blenniidae. The record is from RefSeq and is a predicted model, not a curated record. Gene Ontology annotation, cellular component: cytosol.